AUGGCUAGUCCAACGCCACAAAAUAGUCCAAUGCCUCCGCCGCAAGCACCAUCCCAAAGCCCAGCACCAUCACCUUCGCCGCACAGUCCUUACCAGCAAGCACCUCCCCCGCCCCACCCUGGUCAAAAUCAGUUACCGUCUCACAUGCCAACCCCUGGUCAUCACGUACCCCCGCAGCCAGGACCUCCGCCCGGGUCACACAUGUCGAUGCAAGGACCUCCACCGCCACACAGUACUCAGCCUCCUAAUCCGCAUGGGCCUCCGCCACCUCAGCACCCAUCACACAUGAAUGGCCCACCCCCGGGUCCACAAGGAGCACCUGGACACGGUCCCGGAGGACCGCCUCAUCAUAUGCCUCCGGCAGGAGCCCAGCAUAUGCCACAACAUCCACCUCAUCCGGUAAUGGGGCAUUCGGUUCCACCGCAUCCCGGUAUGGCCGGACAUCCAGGACAAGGUCCAUCGUUACCCCCAGGGAUGGUACCGGGGGGAUAUCCAGGCCAUUCAAUGCCACCAAACACGGGACCUCCUCCGCCGGUGCCGAUGCAAGGUGUGGGUGGCCCAGUACCAGGUCAAGCAAUGCCUCCCGGAGCCGCAAAUCCUGGAAUGAUACCUGGAGCAACUCCUCCACCACCACCACCGGGGCAGGAAAAUUUAAACGCUUUGCAGAGAGCAAUUGACUCCAUGGAAGAGAAAGGGUUGCAAGAAGAUCCACGUUAUUCUCAACUGCUAGCAUUACGUGCUAAUUCCAAGCAACAAAAUUUAAACGCUCCACAGCUUCACCAAUUGCGAGGCCAAAUCAUGGCAUAUCGCUUGUUGGUUCGCCAUCAGCCGAUUAGCAAACAGUUGGCAUCACAAAUUUUAGCCCAACGUACCGAUGGAACACCUCCGCAAUGUCCCACACCUCCAGCCAGUCCCUACCCGAACGCUCCCGGAGGGCCUUCACCACAACCAGGAAUGGCGCCUCAAGUAGCGCAGCAACAAUCGCAACCGCCACAUCAGCAACAGGGUCCCCAGCAACAACAAACGCCAGGACCUCCCCAGGGGACGAAUCAUCCUGGAGGGCCGCCACCUGUCAUGCAGGGUACGCCCGGAAAGCAGGCACCACCGGGAGCUUCAGAUGCGAUCGGGUCUAACAAACCGCCGGUAGGGACCGGUGGUGGAAUACCACCAAAUCCAAGCCCAAUGCCAGGUAUGACAAUGGGUGGUCCACCCCAAGUUGGACAUGGUCAGCACCAUCAGCAGCAACAAAUGCAACAGCCCCAUUCAGGUGCAUCACAUGUACAUCCGCAACAACAGCAGCAAAUGCUCAACUCAGUCGGACAACCUGCACGUCCCAGCUCACAAGGACCGGCUGGUGGUCCGGGUCCAAGACCAGCGGCACAAGCACCGACGAUGCAAACGAUGCCGAAGCAAAACCGCGUAACCACCGUGGCCAAACCAGCCGGACUGGAUCCGUUAACAAUAUUGCAAGAGCGUGAAAAUCGUCUGGCCGCACGAAUUGCACUUCGCUUGGAGGAGCUUAAUAAUUUGCCAGCUUCAAUGCCGGAAGAUCUGCGAAUGAAAGCACUGAUAGAACUGCGCGCAUUGCGAGUACUCAACUUCCAGCGGCAGCUGCGGAGCGAAAUCGUCCAAUGUACACGGCGCGACACAACGCUCGAAACGGCGGUCAAUGUAAAAGCGUAUAAACGUACCAAGCGGCAGGGUUUGCGAGAGGCACGUGCCACGGAGAAGCUGGAAAAGCAACAGAAGCUCGAAGCAGAACGCAAACGGCGCCAGAAGCAUCAGGAAUUCCUAGCCUCUGUGUUGCAGCAUGGCAAAGAUUUCAAAGACUACCAUCGUAACAAUAUCGCAAAGUUGGGUCGCUUGAACAAGGGUAUCAUGAACUACCAUGCAAAUGCUGAACGAGAACAGAAAAAGGAACAGGAGCGCAUUGAAAAGGAACGUAUGCGUCGCUUGAUGGCGGAAGAUGAAGAAGGUUAUCGUAAGCUUAUCGAUCAGAAAAAGGACAAACGUUUGGCCUUUUUGCUUUCGCAAACGGAUGAGUACAUCAGUAAUCUUACCGAGAUGGUCAAACAACACAAGGUGGAUCAAAAGAAAAAGCAAGACGAUGAGAUACAGCGCAAGAAGCAAUUAAAACGUCACAUUCUCGAGAGCGGAGAUAUCGAGCAUUUGGAUGAACAUUGCGAAGCAUCAGACUGUCGGGUGACGGUGAUGGAGACAGCUACCGGCAAGAUGAUUUCAGGUGAUGAUGCACCGUUCUUGCGCGAUUUGCACAGCUGGCUUCAAUUGCACCCCGGUUGGGAAUAUGUUAUUUCCGAUGGUGACGCCGACGACGAUGAAGAGGAAUCGGAAGGAGGAAAAAAGAAAACGCGCGAGCAGGAGCUUUCUGAUGAUGCCAAGACAAAGGAAGUUAUCCAAAAGGCAAAGGUGGAAGAUGACGAGUACAAGACAGAAGAGCAGACGUACUACAGCAUUGCGCACACUGUUCACGAGAAGGUUACCGAGCAAGCGUCGAUACUGGUGAAUGGAAAGCUGAAGGAAUAUCAGAUCAAGGGUCUUGAGUGGUUGGUAUCGCUGUUUAAUAAUAAUCUUAACGGCAUAUUGGCCGACGAAAUGGGUCUCGGUAAGACGAUUCAAACGAUUGCCCUUGUCACCUAUUUGAUGGAAAAGAAGAAAAACAACGGUCCAUACUUGGUUAUUGUACCGCUUUCGACUCUCUCGAAUUGGGUGUUGGAGUUCGAAAAGUGGGCCCCGGCAGUCGGUGUAGUUGCGUACAAGGGUUCCCCUGCCGGCCGCCGCGCUGUUCAAAAUCAGAUGAAAGCAACUAAGUUCAAUGUGCUGCUGACUACCUAUGAAUACGUGAUCAAGGAUAAGGCAGUACUGGCCAAAAUUUCCUGGAAGUAUAUGAUUAUCGACGAGGGUCAUCGAAUGAAGAAUCACCACUGCAAGCUGACGCAAGUGCUCAACACUCACUAUAAUGCGCCACAUCGAUUGUUGCUUACAGGCACACCGUUACAGAACAAACUUCCGGAGUUGUGGGCACUGCUAAACUUUUUGUUACCCUCUAUUUUUAAGUCCUGUUCGACGUUCGAGCAGUGGUUUAACGCACCGUUCGCUACAACAGGUGAAAAGGUAGAGUUGAACGAGGAAGAAACGAUUCUCAUCAUUCGUCGUCUGCAUAAGGUGUUGCGCCCAUUCCUGUUGCGACGUUUGAAAAAGGAAGUCGAAUCGCAGUUACCCGACAAGGUAGAGUACAUAAUUAAAUGUGACAUGUCCGGGUUGCAGCGUGUGCUGUACAAACACAUGCAAAGCAAGGGAGUGUUGUUGACCGAUGGAUCUGAAAAGGGCAACAAGGGUAAGGGUGGUGCGAAGGCUCUAAUGAACACGAUUGUCCAACUACGUAAGCUCUGCAAUCAUCCGUUCAUGUUUCAGCAUAUAGAGGAAAAGUAUUGCGAUCAUAUUGGUGUACAAGGAACGGUUACAGGUCCAGAUUUGUACCGUGCAUCUGGCAAAUUUGAGCUACUGGAUCGUAUCCUACCCAAGCUGAAAGCUACCGGACAUCGCGUAUUACUCUUCUGUCAAAUGACACAAUGCAUGACGAUUAUAGAAGAUUAUCUCUCAUGGCGAGGCUUCGGGUAUCUGCGUCUCGACGGUACCACCAAGUCAGAGGAGCGUGGAGAUUUGUUGAAAAAAUUCAAUUCAAAAAAUUCCGACUAUUUCCUCUUCCUACUGUCCACACGUGCCGGUGGUUUAGGUUUGAACCUGCAAACGGCAGACACAGUCGUUAUUUUCGAUUCCGAUUGGAAUCCCCAUCAAGAUCUGCAAGCACAGGAUCGUGCCCAUCGAAUUGGACAACGAAACGAAGUGCGUGUUUUGCGACUGAUGACGGUGAAUUCUGUAGAGGAGCGAAUUCUGGCUGCCGCCCGCUAUAAGCUAAACAUGGACGAAAAAGUCAUUCAGGCCGGUAUGUUCGAUCAAAAAUCAACUGGUAGCGAACGGCAGCAAUUUUUGCAAAGCAUUUUGCACCAGGACGAGAUGGAUGAGGAAGAGGAAAACGAGGUACCAGAUGAUGAGAUGAUUAAUUUGAUGAUAUCGCGCACCGACGACGAGUUGGAGCUGUUCAAGAAGAUGGAUGCCGAACGAAAGGCGGAAGAAGUGAAGCCUCGUCUGCUGGACGAAGCCGAACUACCCGACUGGCUGGUGAAGGAUGACGAGGAAGUUGACCGAUGGGAUUACGAGGAAGAAACAUCAAUACUGGGUCGUGGUUCACGCCAACGAAAGGAAGUAGACUAUACCGAUAGCUUGACGGAGAAGGAGUGGCUCAAGGCAAUCGAUGACGGGGCUGAUUUCGAUGAGGAGCUCGAGGAAGAGGAACGAGAAAAGAAACGAAAGGGAAGAAAGCGAAAGGGCAGAGGAAGGGAUGAUUCGGACGACGAGAGCAUUGUUUCGACGAUGACGAAGCGCAAGAAGGGCAUUACCGAUCCGAAGAUAAGGAAACAAAUGAAGAAGGUACUGAAAGCAGUGAUCAAGUACACCGAUGCUGACGGACGCGUGCUGAGCAAACCGUUCCUCAAGUUGCCGUCGCGACGCGAUUUGCCCGACUAUUACGAGGUGAUCAAAAAACCGAUCGAUAUCAAGAAAAUAUUGGCACGCAUUGAGGAGGCGAAAUACGUCGAUUUUGCCGACUUGGAGAACGAUUUCUUCUUACUGUGUCAAAAUGCUCAGACGUACAACGAAGAGGCGUCUCUCAUCUAUGAAGACAGUCUAGAGUUGCAGUCGGUGUUUAGCAAUGCAAAGGCAAAGAUCCUGGACACACACGAGGAAGAGGAGUCCAACGAAGAAGAGGAAGAUGAAUCAGAUGAGGAGGGAGGAAGCGUAAAAAUGAAACUUAAAAUUUCAAAAGGAUCAACAUCGUCCAGCUCGUCUGCAAAGAAAACGACACCGGUAAGGAGGAAACGGGCUCAGAAGAAAUAUACCAUUUCUGACGAUGAUGACGAUAUUGAUUAG
Messenger RNA from Anopheles marshallii, 5007 nucleotides. It is a transcript of the gene brm, whose product is annotated as ATP-dependent helicase brm. Gene Ontology annotation, molecular function: transcription factor binding; DNA binding; histone binding. The record is from RefSeq and is a predicted model, not a curated record. The transcript is spliced from 3 exons. The coding region runs from base 1 to 5007 and encodes 1668 amino acids. Gene Ontology annotation, biological process: positive regulation of transcription by RNA polymerase II. NCBI's taxonomy places the organism in Eukaryota, Metazoa, Arthropoda, Insecta, Diptera, Culicidae. Gene Ontology annotation, cellular component: nucleus.